Messenger RNA from Triticum turgidum subsp. durum (durum wheat), 1491 nucleotides. The record is from the annotation of a GenBank genome assembly. Lineage: Eukaryota; Viridiplantae; Streptophyta; Magnoliopsida; Poales; Poaceae.
AUGGAGGUCGCCAUUUCUGCCGUUACAAGUGAACUUGUGAGCCGGUUCAUCUCCUUCCUGAUGAACAAGUAUCAGUCCCAUAGCCAUACACAACUAGAGGAGGAGAAGUUGGCGGAGAAGCUUCAGCAUCUCCUGAUUAGAGUUGGCACCGUCGUCGAGGAAGCGGAUCGGCGAUGCAUCGCCAACUCCGGGAUGCUGAUGCAGCUCAAGAUGCUCUCGGAGGCCAUGUACCGAGGCCAUCAUGUACUGGACGCCUUCAAUGUCCAACAACUACUUGAGAGUAGUAUCAUCGACGAGGUUAGCGACUCAUCCAGCGUCUCAUAUUUAUCCUUCCCUUUCAAGCGUCCUCGAAGAACUGCGUCUAAAGAAAAGGACAGAUCCAUUCACCCGGACUUACAUGGUGCCUUGAAAAGCUUGGAGAUUGUUGUCGCAAACAUGGCAGAAUUUGUUGUGUUUCUGGGUGGAUGUGAGCGGAUGUCUGGCAGGCCUUAUGAUGCCUACCUUUAUACGGACCACUUCAUGUUUGGCCGGCACGUAGAGAAGCAGCAACUCUUGAGCUUCUUGCUGCAACAUGACCCUCCCGGUGAUUUUCCAGCCGUGCUCCCGAUCAUUGGUGGCGUCGCGGUCGGAAAGAAAACGUUGGUUGCUCAUGUCUGCGACAACGAGAGGGUCCGCUCACAUUUCGCUUCUAUUUUGCAUUUAAACGGAGAUAGUCUCUUGAGAAUAAUCGAGCAUGGAAGGAGGACCAUAUCAGGGACCACUUUGGUGGUUGUUGAUUUUGUUUCAGAUGUAGUUGAGGAGGAUUGGGCGAAGUUUUACUCCUUUCUUAGAAGAAUGAGCAAAGGAAGCAAGGUGAUCAUCAUAAGCAAGCUUCAAAGGAUAGCAAGAUUUGGGACAGUGAAGCCAAUUUGUCUCAGUCACCUCUCCUAUGAGGAGUUUUGGUACCUCUUCAAGACACUCACGUUUGGCAGUGCAGACCCAUCAGAGCACCCACAGCUAGUGCGGAUCGCGGAAGAAUUUGCAAAGAUAUUUCAGGCAGGAGGAUCAUUCGUCACGACGAAUGCAUUCGCGGAUGUGUUCAGAAGGAAUCUGGAUGUUCAAUUCUGGCUUUGCGUACUGGGCAAAACCAAACGAGUGAUUCAGAAGAACCUAUCCGAGCACGGUGUAUAUCCAUAUCUGCUCUUUGAACAAGGUCAUCCGGUGGACAUAACUGACUUCGCUUUGCAUCCGUCGUCUGCAGUUCGCAUCACCAACUGUACUAAUAGCAGCAACAGACUGACUAAUAAUGAUCUGUUGAAAAAGGAAACGGUGACACUUGGAGAACUGCUGGUAAACCCGAAUAACAGACCAAAAGGGGAGUUCAGUCUGUUGGCAUGGGAAUCAAGGAUACCCCCUUACACAAGGUUUGAACACUUCGUUGCAAGUUCUGUUCAAGAUCUACCUCAAAGUGUUAACUUGUCCGGGAGGAAGAAACGCCGAGUGCCUAUCUGA